Molecule: messenger RNA, 1324 nt
Organism: Ananas comosus (pineapple)
Lineage: Eukaryota; Viridiplantae; Streptophyta; Magnoliopsida; Poales; Bromeliaceae
Product: 2-keto-3-deoxy-L-rhamnonate aldolase
Exons: 1
Coding region: 81-1124 (347 amino acids)
Cellular component (GO): cytoplasm
Molecular function (GO): aldehyde-lyase activity
Source: RefSeq, a predicted model, not a curated record
CCCAAAAGAAAAAGCUAAACCAAAAACCCUCCUCCCAUUUCCACUCUCCGCCAUCCUCUCCAAAAUCUGAAGCUCCGUCCAUGGCGGCGACUCUCUUCUCCUCCCCCACCCCGAAUUUCCCCAAAACCCUAACUCCCAAAAUCCAACCCCCAUUCUCCUCAUCCCUUCUCCUCCGAUCCCACCGCAAAACCCUAGCCCCCAUUCCCCCGAAACCCUCGCUCCCCCUCCUCAGAGUCUCCUCCUCCUCCUGCGACGCCGCGCCGCUCACGCCCACGCCCCGCACCCUCAAGUCGCGGCUCGCCGCGGGGGAGACGCUCUACGGGCUCUUCCUCCUCUCCUCGUCCCCGACCCUCGCGGAGAUCGCGGGGCUCGCGGGCUACGACUACGUGGUCGUGGACCUGGAGCACGGCCCCGGCGGCGUCGGCGACGCGCUCCCCUGCCUCCGCGCCCUCGCCGCCGCGCGCACCCCGGCGCUCCUCCGCCUUCCGGAGCCCUCCGCCGCGUGGGCCAAGAAGGCCCUCGACCUCGGCCCCCAGGGCCUCAUGUUCCCCAUGGUCGACUCCCCCCGCGCCGCCGAGCUCGCCGUCUCCUACUGCCGCUUCCCCCCGCGCGGCGUCCGCGGCUCCGCCCACACCGUCGUGCGCGCCUCCGCCUACGGCCUCGACGACGCCUACCUCGCCCGCUGCGAGGACGACCUCCUCAUCGCCGUCCAGGUCGAGUCCGCCCCCGCCGUCGCCGCGAUCGAGUCCAUCGCCGCUGUCGACGGCGUCGACGUCGUGCAGAUGGGCCCUCUCGAUCUCAGCGCCAGCAUGGGCUACCUCUGGGACCCCGGCAACCGCAAGGUCAGGGAGGCGCUCAAGGACGCUGAGCGGAGAGUGUUCGCCGUGCGCAACAACAACGGCGGCGGCGGCGGCCCCUAUCUGGGGGGUUUUGCGAUGCCGCACGACGGAGCGGAGCAGCUGAAGCUGAGGGGCUACCACAUGGUGGCGGGGGCGGUGGACGUGGGGAUGUUCCGCGCCGCUGCAGUGGAGGACGUGCGGAGGUUCCGCUCCGCGGUGGCGGAGAUCGGGGAGGAGGACGACGGCGACGACAAGCCCAAGGACGAGGAGUACUGGAGCGAGUGACGAGAAUUUGACGAUCCGAGCAACCGAAUCAAUGCGUGUGAGCAAUAAUAGCACCCUGGUAAUGGACUUUGCACUUUCUCUUCCUUUUCUUUUUGGUGUUCAUUUGGAUUAGCAUUUUAGUUUUCUUUUUUCUUCUUAUUAUUGUGCGUAGAGAUCUCAGCAAUAAAUGAUUCUUCAUAAUAAUUCAAGACCUUAGUUAA